Molecule: messenger RNA, 5229 nt
Organism: Pelmatolapia mariae (spotted tilapia)
Lineage: Eukaryota; Metazoa; Chordata; Actinopteri; Cichliformes; Cichlidae
Exons: 12
Coding region: 2973-4277 (434 amino acids)
Biological process (GO): regulation of gene expression; regulation of RNA metabolic process
Cellular component (GO): nucleus; cytoplasm
Molecular function (GO): mRNA binding
Source: RefSeq, a predicted model, not a curated record
GGGAUCUAUGGGAAGGUCAUAAAAAUGACACUUUUUGUGAAACACUUGGCAUUGAAGGGUUAUCCAUCUGUACAUAUGUAUGAGGCUACAGCCUGUUAGCUUAGACUGUUUCAGUCCAAAGGUCACUAAAUCCUUGACUGGGUUCAACAGCUCCUGGAGAGCUCCACUGUUUGCCUGCCAAAUGGCUGAACCAAUAAAGGAGGCAGGCAGAUAAACCAUAGUGUAUUGUUUUUGUGAUUCAUUCUUUUAUUGAUUAAACAAAGAUGCAGAAUUGUGUCUUCAUGCUAAACUAAGCUGACUGACUAGAACCCUACUUCAUAAAGACAAAAGAAUAGUGUCAAUCUUCUCAUCCCAGGGGCGUAAUUUCCAGGGGGGUUAGAGGGGUUAUGACCCCCCCCCCCAAUAAUGAGACCCUACCAAUAUAACUCCCCAAUAAAAUUAUGAAUUAUUUUACAUAAAUAGGCUGUUAAUUUCUUUACUCAUUUCAAGUAUUACCAGCAAAAUAGUUGCAUGUUUAAACAUCUGGGAAUUUACCCAGAUUUAUUUAUUUAUUUGGACAGAGAUCUUGACCCCCCUGAUGUUCAGCACAACGUUACGCCGAUGUCUCAUCCAACUCUUUAUUAAAAUGUUAACAGGUGUACAAUACUAAACAAAAGUCCUGAUUAACCCCUCAUUUCUGUAUAUUUUUAUAUCAAAAUGGAAAACGGAUGCAGUGAUUUAGCUAAACGAUACAUGGAAAUACAGUAGACAAAGCAAACCUGACCACCUUUAUUCUUCAACACAGCCUGAACUCUUUUAGACAAGCUUUCUUGUAAUUUUUCCAAGUAGUCUUCAGCAAUACUUCUCCUCUAUUCAAAGCUCUCAUUUAGAUGUUGGCUGGCUUUUGUUCUUUUCUCUGUCGAGAUGAUCCCACACUGCUUCAAUAACGUUGAUGACCAGGCUAUGGGGAGACCAAUACAUGACUGAUAGUGUUCCACUGUGUUUUUACUGCAUUGGCAGUGUUUUUUUGGGAUCAUUAUCAUGCUUAAAAAUGAUAUUGCUGCCCAUCUGACGCAUGGUGGAUGGAAAUCUGACAGUACUUUUCUGGAUUCAUAAUUCCACCAGUUUUGACAACAUCUCCAACACCACUGGCUAAAAAAUACAGCCCCAAACAAUGACAGAGCACCCACUAUGUUUUACAGAUGGCUGUAGACACUCAUUGUUGUACCUCUGUCUGUGAUGUACGUCUUCCUCAUUUCAUAAGACCUGAUACUAUUGACUUUUUGUAUAGUUCUUAAGUAAUUUGGCCUCAGCCUUUUCUCCCUGUUUACUUUCCUUAAGAACGGCUUCUUCACAGCCACCUGUCCACUAAAAACAUUUUUUUGACAAAGUCUUUUUAUUAUAUUUUGGUAUAUGUGUAUUAUAUUUGAUGUUUUCUCAUACAUAACAACAUAUAAUAUGGAGUAUAUGAAUGAAAAUAAGAGAACAACUAAUUGUGAAAAACUAGCUUUUGAAUGAGAAGCAGCCAGUACUUUAAAACACCUUUAGAAAUCCUGGAGAACUAUUGGUCAAACUCAAUAAGUAAAGUUUGGCUCCUUGGAUGCAAAAUAUAAAGAAAUGAGAGAUGGUUGUCAUUAGGCAUACUGUUAAAAUGUUAGAGUAUGAUUGACUUUAACUGCGGAAUAACUGGGAGCACUUCAUGCAUGCUUGCCAACAGCAAGCCACUAUAGCCAGUAUAUUCUUGCUUUUUCUGAUGUGACCAAGAUUUCAGCUAAAGCAAAUCUAUCAUUUGCAAAAAGGUUUUAGAUAAUGUCUCACAUGUGAGUGAUUACUAAGUUAGUCCACAAUCACAUCAAUCUCUUGUUAAAUUACCUUUUUUUCCUCCAUUUAGAUUAUCUUGUUUAUUAGCUACAAACUCUCCGUCGUGCCCAGCGUUAAAAGUAAAUAGAAAAAUCACUUCUCAGCAGAACCAUGAUGAUCUAAUGAACACUGCGACCUUGGUGCUUUAUAGACUUGAAGUCGUCUCUCUGUCUGUUAUGGUGCAAUAAGCUGGCCGUCCUUCACUGCAUCGAGACAUUCUUUAUUUGUUCUACAAAUACAAAGAAUUGGAUACGCGGCCACAGCAGAGUCGACAUUGCGUGGUGUCAGUGUGAUAUUAAGAGACACGUCUCUCCCUCUCUGUCUCUUUCUCACACACACAGACACACACAUCAAUUGAUCCUCAGGCCUCCCCAGCACAAGUAGCUUCCUUUAUAUCUUAUCUUCUCCAAGAGAGUCACACAACUUGUAUUUAGCUGGAACUAAAGACAAAGUCCCAUGUGAAGAUUGCACGUAGCGAUAGGCUUAUCUUCCCCCGCUCACAACUACAUGAUCAGAAGACAAGCAACAAUGGUCCAUAACUCUUCAGAGAGCAUCAUUUAACUUAAAAAUCCCCCAAAAGUGUACGUGGCUCCGUAUAGCAGCAUAAAAGUGAGUGUUCCAUCUUUGGAGAAUUUUCCACUUACUCAACGUUUAUCCUAGUUAAGGUAAUAAUCCAUAACAAUUUCAGAUAGAGGUCUACUUCAUCUGUUCCACAGAUGGAUUCCACAGUGGUAAUGCAGCUUACACCCACUUCAUGAAAGCUUUUAACAUUUAUUUUGCCAGAAAGGUCUUUCCAACUGAAUCUUGUUGAGGAAAAGAAAUGAUGCAUAUUUCAGGCCGCUCUUGGAAUUUAGCUGUAAACAGAAGAACAGGGUAGUUAGCACGAGUAGUGGGGAUAACCCAAAAAUCUCAGGUUCGCCGGAAAUUCAGAAUAAAAAGAUAAAAAGCAGCAGUGCCCGAUGGAGGCCUGAAUGAGACCCUGUACAUAAAUAGUCAAAUGUUACAGCAGUAAUGUUCACUUCAGUCUGCGUGCAUUCAGUUUACAUGUUAUUUCCUGAACUACCUGAAAUACGGAGCGCUGAUAAUUUCUCGAUCCUUGCAGAGUGUUUUACUUUACGUCUGGGAAAACGAGAAUGUCUGACAAGGAAGAAAUGGCUUCAGAUGGGAGUUUGAACGUUACACUGACGCUGAGGCUGCUGAUGCACGGAAAGGAAGUUGGCAGCAUAAUUGGGAAGAAAGGAGAAACAGUCAAGAAAAUGAGGGAGGAGAGUGGCGCUCGCAUCAACAUAUCAGAGGGCUCGUCCCCUGAGAGGAUAGUCACCAUCACAGGACCUACAGAGGGCAUCUUUAGAGCCUUUUCCAUGAUUGCGCAAAAGUUUGAAGAGGAUAUUACCGCAGCAAUGACAAACAGCAACGUGACAAGCAAGCCACCUGUGACACUUCGCCUGGUUUUCCCGGGGAGCCAGUGUGGCUCACUGAUUGGCAAAGGAGGCUCAAAGAUCAAAGAAAUCCGAGAGACCACAGGCGCUCAGGUUCAGGUGGCAGGAGACAUGCUGCCGGACUCCACAGAGAGGGCUGUCACAAUCUCCGGCACUCCACAGGCCAUCACUCAGUGUGUAAGACACAUCUGCUCUGUGAUGCUGGAGUCUCCACCGAAAGGCGCAACUAUUCCCUACCGUCCCAAGGUCGUACCUGCUGGAACCCAUGCAGUAUUAGCACCACAGCACUCUGCACAAGCCUUUGCAAUUCCAGGGCAGUAUGCUUUUGCACAUCAAGAUUUGACCAAGCUUCACCAGUUGGCUAUGCAGCAUAUCCCCCUCCCUUCCCUUGGGCAGAGCAACCCUACCUUCCCUGGAUUGGAUGCAUCUGCCCCCACAAGUUCACAAGAGCUGGCAAUACCUAAUGAUUUCAUUGGCUGCAUAAUUGGAAGACAGGGUAGCAAGAUCAAUGAGAUUCGCCAGGUCUCUGGAGCUCACAUCAAAAUUGCCAGCGCCACUGAUGGCUCAGCCAUGCGCCAAGUCACGAUCACAGGUUCACCAGCCAGCAUCAGUGUGGCCCAGUACCUCAUCAAUGCCAGCUUAGAGAUGGCUAAAUACACAAUGCAGGCCGCUUCCUCUGCGACCCCAGUUGACCUGAACAUGAGCUUCUCACAGUCUGCUUCCACUGCCUCCACUUCUGCAACCUCUAUGGCCGUCCUGGCGGCCACCACCCCAGCCCCCACCACAAUUAACGUCCACUCUCCCUCCACCUUACCAGCCAUCCAAAACCCACACUACGCCGUCCCCGUUUCCAGCCUGCUUGGCAUGAAAACGCUCCCCGUGCUGGCCGUCCACCCAGCAGCCGCUUCCAGCCUAACGCAGGGUUUAUCCCCUUACACCGCAAAAAUGCCAACCUCCGGCGUCAAAAAGUCAGAGCGGCAGAAGUUUGCUCCUUAUUGACACCUGCUUUUGAGCCCAGGCAUCGUAGCCGACCGAUAGGACCUAAUUAAAAAGGAUGGCAAGUAUAUAGGCCUAAAAUCGGCUUACACCAGUGUGUAAGUUUUCCCCGUGUAACAUUUGUUUCCCAUAAAUCAGGAUGACAUUAGACAGAGGCAGAAAGGCUGGCAGUAUCAAAACAUGUUCUCGUUAAUUAAAUGAGGCAGUAGAGGUGCAUAUUAAGUCAGUAUUAUCUCAUGGACAUGUAUAACAAUUAAUGUGGGUAACUCAGGCUUGUAUUCAUAAAAAAGCUAUUUUUCAAAUGGAUUUGUGUUCCAGAGCUUUAUAUGAAGACUUAUCCCGAUGCAAUUAUUGACUUAGUUUUCUGUCCGUGUGACUAGUUUUUCCUAGAAAAUGUCAACUAGCAAUAAAAGAUGUGGUGCUUUUGUUGGCAGCAGGCUGUUAAACUUUUGGUUUUUCACUGUAGAAGUCAGCGUGUUAAGUGUUUUUUUUUUUUUAACAAGGAUUGUUCCACUCUUCUGUCAUAUUCCCCUCCCUCUCUUUCACUAUAGGCUCUCAUCAGUGCUAACAGGCUUGGGUGUUCUGUAGUAGCGUUGCACUGUUGCAGUUCUGAUGGGAUUAUCUUAAAGCCACAUUGGAUUCUAGUGGAUUUCACCCUACACAGUAAUCAUGUAAAGCAGGGACUGGCCUGACUAACUCUCACUCGCUCGUAUCGUACGCUGGCUUGUUUCUUGUUUAUUCUCCAGCCUCGGCGAGUGGGGGAAGACUUCGACUUGCUGCAUCCGAAACGGGGCGCUGAUCAGUUAUUUUAAUAAAUGUUUUAUUCAUGUGUUCCUGGUGUGGCAACCCCCCCCACCCCCACCCCACCGCCACCCUCCAAAAAAUACCAGAAUGCAGAUUUAUUAUAUUUGUUGAUGAAAUGACUUUGAAAUAAAUGGGACUUUUUACGAAUGCA